UUUGUUUGGUGUCUAGAAAGCUGGAUUUCAGCAGCUGUAAAAAAGUAACAGUUCACUAAAAAAACUAACGAUUUUUAUCAAAAUAAACUUCUAAAGCAAUAUUGAACUAGAUAGUGAUUAAAAUUCCUCACAAUGAGUAGCACCAAGUGUCGACUGUGCCUCUGCUUAGUGGAUAAACAAACAGGUUUUUCAUGUUCACUAAACGAUGAUGCUUUCUGCGCUAUGUUGAAAAUCGUGUUUCCGUUUCCUAUAUCGUCGGUCCACACUGUCGCAAACAAAACCUACGAUUUGCCUGUUUUGGUAUGUUUCCUAUGCGCUACCACCGUUCGCAAUUUCUACAACUUUAGUCAAACAGUUUCGACUGUUCAGAAGAAAUUACAAAGGGAAUGCUUGGGCAAAGAUGAUAAUUUGUCAAUUGAAGAGCUUCUUCAAUACAUUAAGAAGGAACCAGAAAUGCGAAAUGAUAUAAGCGAUGCGAACGAUACAGAAUCUGUUAAAAUGUCCGCGCAUAUGGUUUCAACUCAGAGUGCAGCAAGUGAAGAAGAAAUCAUAGGUUUACCUCAUUCUGCUACUGAUCCAGACGCACCAUUUCAAGAAUGGAUAGGCGCAACAAUAGGUAAAUCUAUUGGUUGCAUGAACACAAACGAAGUCAUCAAUGGCAUUGUAGCUGUAGAAAGGCGUGUCAAGACUGUUGUGUCGCGACUUGAUAUGUUGCUUCGACAGAGUUCAAAGGUGGCACAAUUAAGCAAUUGUCAUGAUGAUUUUGAGUUUGAUCUUGUUAGUAGCGAGGAGGAAUGUGAAGCAUUCGAUGCUAAAUUAUCUGAAGCAGCAUACAUGGACAAGAUAAUAAAUUGGAUUGACGAUAGAGUGAAAUGCGAUGACGGCAAUCGUCGUAUGUUUUUAUCAAUCGAUUUAAUUUUUACUAGGGCCUUUUUAACGAAAUGUAGUGUGACUGGAGCAUCACAUAAAGGUGAACCAAAGAUAGCCUUCAGACGAUUCCAAAACAUAUUGAAGUUAUUCCGAUUGAUAGGCACUACACACCUCACACUUAUGACCGACGAAGGGGUUAUUAUGUUUUUCAGCACAAGACUAAGGAAUUCCAGACAAAGGAUGCUUGCGAAAGGAGUUCGUCGUUCAUCAAAAAAUUACACUAGGCUUAUAAAUUACAAAAUGCUUCAAAACACCAACAGUAUGUGAAAUAUUAAACUCAACUAUGAUCAAGCCUAUUAAAAUUACCCUAUUCAAAAUUAGAAU
This is a messenger RNA of Anopheles coustani, 1254 nucleotides long. RefSeq lists its product as uncharacterized. Gene Ontology annotation, cellular component: nucleus. NCBI's taxonomy places the organism in Eukaryota, Metazoa, Arthropoda, Insecta, Diptera, Culicidae. Gene Ontology annotation, molecular function: zinc ion binding. The coding region runs from base 133 to 1197 and encodes 354 amino acids. The record is from RefSeq and is a predicted model, not a curated record. The transcript has 2 exons.